AUGUCUACCGUCUCAAAAUUCGAGUGUAACAUAUGUGGAAAUUUAUACAACACAAAUAGAGGAUUAAAAAGACACCUCAAUAUCGUUAUGAAAUAUAAUACUCCACGUUCAGAUCUUGAUAUUUUGCCUGAAACAACUAUACAACAAUUCAAAGGCAUUUUAGUUCAUUAUAUUCACAAACGAUUACAAAAAGGAUACAAACAAUUAGGAAAACAAACAGUACUAGUUCCUGCUACUGAAAGCCAAUUUUAUGCAAUAUUUAAAAAUUAUAUACAUUAUUAUUCAGCAACAAAAAAUAAAUAUAAAUGUAUAUUUCAUGGAAGCUCGUCUAAUCAAGAAUUAGCGAAUAUUUUAGAUUCACAAAAUUGGGGAAUUAAAUUUUAUGAUCAACAACAAUUUACUUAUAUUGUACUUUGUGAUGAUAAUGUUAUUGAAAAUGAAGACAAUCCGAUUAAACAAGCUAUUACACAACAAUUAACUUUAAAUAAAAAAGUUUAUAAACCAAAAUACAAGUAUGGACAAAUUAUAGUUGAAUGGAAAAAACAAAAAAAUAUUGAUUCUAAUGGUUAUAUUACUCAAGCGG
Messenger RNA from Dentiscutata heterogama, 583 nucleotides. The record is from the annotation of a GenBank genome assembly. Lineage: Eukaryota; Fungi; Glomeromycota; Glomeromycetes; Diversisporales; Gigasporaceae.